This is a messenger RNA of Orbicella faveolata, 3612 nucleotides long. RefSeq lists its product as uncharacterized. Gene Ontology annotation, cellular component: membrane. Lineage: Eukaryota; Metazoa; Cnidaria; Anthozoa; Scleractinia; Merulinidae. The record is from RefSeq and is a predicted model, not a curated record. Gene Ontology annotation, biological process: cell surface receptor signaling pathway; G protein-coupled receptor signaling pathway. Gene Ontology annotation, molecular function: G protein-coupled receptor activity.
AUGGAUAUACCGCCGCCUUGUUGUGCUGCGGGCUCAAUCAAGGUGUCCAGCACUAAAUGUGGUUGUGUCGCUGGAUUUAAGUUCGUUCCGAGUAGCUUCUGUGUCCGUUGCCCUUCUGACACUUAUCAGGACAAGCAAGGUCAAACGUCGUGUAAAAAUUGUCCAGGAAAUGAACAGACAUUCGGCAAGACAGCGAUGACAAGCAAGUCCAACUGCUCAGACACAAACCCUCUGCAACUCCGUAAGCUGAAGGUUUACCUACCUUAUGGUAUCACGUCUGGUACUGUUGUCGCGAAUGUUACCGUUACAGGGCAACUGUCUUCCCUGGCUCAACCUUUCAUAUUUUAUAUUGACAGUGUCACACAACGUGGAAUGCAGUCACGCGGCAGCUUAAAAAGACGACGACGGCGUGACAUUGUUGACGUAUGCGAAGACGCUGGCACAAUCGUGCCACUGAACUAUUUCUGCAUUCAUCGUUUGAGUGGACAGAUAGAAGUAACACGAGACUUCAAGUUUAAUGAUGGGGACGAAUUUGAUCUGAAAAUUCGCGUAACAGACAGCGACCAGUGGGGGAAAACUGCAAACACGGCAAACUUCAAAUUGAUAUCACGUGACGAGUGCAAAGAUAUCCGAGUGAUUUAUAACGAAGCCGUACGAUUUUGUUCCGGGGUCUCGCCGGCUAAUGGUCAAAUGCCCUGUCCGACUGCGCAGUGCCUAAAGCCUUUGUAUAAAUGGCGACAGGCGGUUAACGCAAGUGAGAAGUUUAGAGUUGAUUGCGCUUCUGAUCCUAACAAUAUGGAAGCUGUGAUACAGCAGUAUUCCAGUUGUAUUGGUCCACCGAACGUUACCUUGAACCCAGUCUCCCAAGAGUUAAAGGAGAACGCUCCAGCUGUACUAACAUGCAACGCUUCCAGUCCACUGCAAGUGAAGAUCACGUGGUACAAGAACGGAAAGUCAGUUGGACGAGAAGGAAGCCAACUGAAGAUUGACAAAUUUCAACAUGAGGAUCAAGGCGACUAUCAUUGCAGUUUCUCGACAUUUUUAACAAGCAGUUUAUCAAAACCAGCCUUAGUUGUUUUGAAAGAUGUCCUUACGUCAAGAGUGUCAUUUCGAAUCGUGAAUGAAAAAUUCAAAGAAGACCUAUUUGAUCCGAGUAGCUCGAGCUACUCGAGCAUGCAGAUCGCAAUCCAGCGAAAACUGCAAAACUAUCUCAAUAGCGGAAAUCCUGCUUGGAGCUAUGAAGUCAAACUUGUUCAAUUCAGGGACUCGUCUGGUAAGGUGGGUGUGGACUUGGUAAUUUACAGCUCAGCUAAGAGUGAAGACUUCACUUCAUACUACAGUAGGCUCGAGACGCUAUUGGCUGAUGAAAGCGCCAUGGAUAACACACUCAAGCCUUUGCGGGUGUCACGCAAGAGCGUGACUGUUAGAAGUGCAAGUAAGUUUUCCUCUGUUGCAAACGAAACAGAAACCAUUUCUAGAGAAAAGAAAAUUGCAAUAUGCUCACCAAAUGUCUUGUUUUACUUGUCAUGUUAUCCAUUGACGGAUAUUUUGGAAAGUUGCAAGGCUGACGCGGUGCUGAUUGCUGACGUCAUAGGAAGUGUUGUCUCAUUGGCUGAUUCGUUGAACGAGACUGCCCAAGACGUUGUGGACGUGAUUGACAAUGUGAUGAAAAUGAAGAAGGAGGAUCUUCAAGAGAGCCAGCGAUCAAAUAAAGCUUCUUCCAAGUUUCUUCAAGCGUUGGACAAAGUAGCGACAACUCUUCCACUGUCUGACAAGGAAUCUUCAAGGCGCCUUGUUGCUCCAAGUGUAGCGAUCCAAUCUAACCGUGUGGACCCAGGCUCUUUUUCGGGCAUGUCUCUUGCUGUCAAAUCACCUACCGCUGACCCAAACAAAUUAACGUCCGAUAGCAUGGUCAGCGACGAACUUCCGAUGGCCGAUGUUCAAACGUCAAUCACGCUACCGGAAGUCAUUUUUGAGAAGGAGACUCCUUCCGGUAAAACGGUGAAGAUUGGUUUUGUGAUUUACCAGAAUGACAAGUUUUUCCAACCGGUUGUCCCGGAUGAGGAAGAGAGUGAACAGGAGCCUUCUUCGGUUAUGAGUCGAGUUAUUUCUAGCAGCGUUCAGGAGAUGACGUUUGACAACCUCAGUAAACCACUUGAACUUGUUUUUGAGCCCGCACUUGAAGUGGAUUUGGAAAGCGGAGAGUCUGUGUGUGUAUUUUGGGACUUCAGUGCUAUGGGGGGCCUAGGUAACUGGUCAGAUCGAGGCUGUAAGCUCAUGAAGAAUGAAGCAGGCCGGGUAAAAUGCCACUGUGAUCACAUGACUAACUUUGCAGUCCUAUUCUCUGCGUCUGGUCCGAAGAAGCAUGACGAAAAACACGCCAUGGCGCUGUCAAUCAUCUCUUACGUGGGCUGUGCAAUUUCAUUGGUUGGACUCACCCUUACCUUGAUGACAUAUGCAUUGUUCAGGAAUUUACGUAAGACUAACCAGCAGCCAAUCCUGAUGAGCCUGUGCGUGGCGCUCAUGUUACUGCUGAUCGUAUUUAUCGCGGGAGCAGCACGGACAGAGAAUCUUAUUGGCUGUCGCAUUGUGGCGGUUCUGCUUCACUACUUUGCUCUAGCGACUGUGAUGUGGAUGGGAGUGGAGGGUUAUAACAUGUAUAUGUCCUUUGUACAAGUUAUGGCUACCUAUCAAUCAAAGUUCAUGUUAAAGGCGUCCGCGGUGGCCUGGGGCGUGCCUGGUGUCAUUGUGCUCAUCACUAUCGCCUCGGCAACGAGUUACUAUGGCAACGAAGACGUUUGUGUUCUUUAUGGUGUUCCCUUCCACGCCGCCCAGUUUGCUCCUAUUCUCUUGAUAAUCCUCAUCAACUUCGUCAUUUUUUUCCUGGCUAUACGCACGCUCAACAGAACAGGCGCUAUGGUUUCAGCGGAGAAAAAAUCUACCUCUUAUCAGCGAGUACGCACCGCGACCGCCAUUUUGAUUCUGUUGGGACUCACGUGGGCGUUUGGCGCGCUGGCUGUGUCACGUGCCCAGCUGGUCUUCGACUAUCUGUUCUGUAUAUUCAACUCGCUUCAAGGGUUUUUGAUAUUUUAUUUUCAUUGUAUAAGGCACCAAGAAGUUCGUAAUCAAUGGAAGUGGCUGCUCCUUGGUAAAGGGCUCCGAGUUCGAAAGACGGAGACUGAUUCCCGAACUGGUUAUCCCAAGACAGCGUCACGGCAGAACAAGUACGAGGUUGUUACACCAUCGACUUCAUUGUCAAUGAAGGAGCCACCCGGAAGGAAAAUAACGGUUACUUCUACUGUUGGUGGCGGCUCCCCGACAUGCAAGCAUCGUUCUGAUUUAAUUCCUGCUGAGGUUUGAGAGAACAGAUUCACAAAGCGAUGUCCAGUAUCCGGAUGAAACUCGGCUUUGGACAAACGAUUUUCUAACUAUUAGGAUAAAUCAGUUUUCAAUACCUUUGGUGCAGUAAUGUAUUGGUAGAUCGUUAGCGCUUUGGAAGUGCAAGACUUUAUGCCCUUCGAAGGCCUGAUCAGAAAGCCAUUCAAGAUGGUACGGAAAUUGACUUAGCGUACUCUUGAUUGACACGCAACAAGCCCAGAAAUUUCAAAACUU